This is a messenger RNA of Pteropus alecto (black flying fox), 4930 nucleotides long. It is a transcript of the gene ABTB2, whose product is annotated as ankyrin repeat and BTB domain containing 2. The coding region runs from base 455 to 3532 and encodes 1025 amino acids. The transcript has 17 exons. NCBI's taxonomy places the organism in Eukaryota, Metazoa, Chordata, Mammalia, Chiroptera, Pteropodidae. The record is from RefSeq and is a predicted model, not a curated record. Gene Ontology annotation, molecular function: protein heterodimerization activity.
GCCGAGUAGAAGUUUGCCCAGCGCUUUCUUGCCGGCUGGUCCGGGACUCGCUCAGCUCCGGGAGCCGCCUCCUUCUGCCGCCGCCGCCGCCGCCGCCGCCGCCGCCGCCGCCGCCCUGUUCUCUCGGGAUUCCUUGUCUGCGGAGGACAGACGCUCUGCUUGCGGGAAUUUGAAGUGGACAAGGGGGCGCAAGGAGGAGGAGCGGUGGGGGGCCAUUUCAGUGACAGCUUUGCGUCGGGACACGAAGCGCGUGGGGCUCCAGCCGCGGCGAAUCUCGCCCACCUUCCCGUGGCCGCCCGGCGGGAGGGCGGGCGAUGCAGCCGCCAAGUCCCGCGGCCGCGAGAGAAAGAGGGGCGCCCCGGAGAGCCUAGAGCUUGUUUCUGUCCACUUGAGGAAGGGAGCAUGGAGUUGUGAGCGCCCCUCGCUCGACGAGGCCGCCUCCGGCAGGAUCCCCAUGGCCGGGACAUACAGCUCCACUCUGAAGACGUUGGAGGACUUGACCUUGGACUCCGGGUAUGGGGCCGGGGACUCGUGCCGCUCGCUCAGCCUCUCGUCCUCCAAGUCUAACUCGCAGGCGCUCAACUCUUCGGCGCAGCAGCAUCGUGGGGCGGCCUGGUGGUGCUACUCCGGCUCCAUGAACAGCCGCCACAACAGCUGGGACACGGUGAACACGGUGCUGCCCGAAGACCCCGAAGUGGCAGACCUCUUCUCCCGCUGCCCGCGCCUCCCCGAGCUGGAGGAGUUCCCCUGGACCGAGGGAGACGUGGCCCGGGUGCUUCGCAAAGGCGCCGGAGGCCGGCGGCUGCCCCUCUUCUCCACAGAGGCGGUGAGGCGCCUGGCGGGGCUCCUCCGAAGGGCGCUCAUCCGGGUGGCCCGCGAGGCGCAGCGCCUGAGCGUACUGCAUGCUAAGUGCACCCGCUUCGAGGUGCAGAGCGCCGUGCGCCUGGUGCACAGCUGGGCGCUGGCCGAGAGCUGUGCGCUGGCCGCGGUCAAGGCGCUAUCCCUUUACAGCAUGAGCGCUGGCGACGGGCUGCGCAGGGGCAAGUCUGCGCGCUGCGGCCUCACCUUCUCAGUGGGCCGCUUUUUCCGCUGGAUGGUGGACACUCGCAUCUCGGUGCGCAUCCACGAGUACGCUGCCAUCUCUCUCACGGCCUGCAUGGAGAACCUAGUGGAGGAGAUCCGGACCAGGGUGCUGACCAGCCAGAGCCCUGACGGUGGAGGGGCAGGAGGCGGGGAGGUGUCCGCGGAGGCCCUGGAGAUGGUCAUCAACAACGACGCGGAGCUCUGGGGCGUCCUACAGCCCUAUGAGCAUCUCAUCUGCGGCAAGAACGCCAAUGGUGUCCUCUCCCUCCCGGCAUACUUCAGUCCCUACAACGGCGGGUCCCUGGGCCAUGAUGAGCGAGCCGAUGCCUAUGCGCAGCUGGAGCUCCGGACGCUGGAGCAGUCCCUCCUGGCCACCUGCGUGGGGAGCAUCUCGGAGCUGAGUGACCUGGUUUCCCGUGCCAUGCACCACAUGCAAGGCCGCCACCCGCUGUGUCCCGGCUCCAGCCCUGCCCGUCAGGCCCGCCAGCCGCCCCAGCCCAUCACCUGGUCCCCAGACUCCCUCCACACACUCUACUACUUCCUGCGGUGUCCACAGAUGGAGUCCAUGGAGAACCCCAAUCUGGACCCCCCGAGAAUGGCCCUGAACAAUGAGCGGCCCUUCAUGCUGCUGCCACCGCUGAUGGAGUGGAUGCGUGUGGCCAUCACCUACGCAGAGCACCGCCGCAGCCUCACCGUGGACAGCGGUGACAUCCGGCAGGCAGCCCGACUGCUGCUUCCCGGCCUGGACUGUGAGCCCCGGCAGCUCAAACCCGAAUGCUGUUUCAGUUCCUUCCGGAGGCUGGAUGCCCGAGCGGCUACUGAGAGAUUCAACCAGGACCUGGGUUUCCGCAUGCUCAACUGCGGGAGGACGGACCUCAUCAGCCAGGCGAUCGAGGCCCUGGGCCCUGACGGGGUUAACACCAUGGAUGACCAGGGUAUGACGCCACUAAUGUAUGCCUGUGCUGCUGGGGACGAAGCGAUGGUCCAGAUGUUGAUUGAUGCUGGAGCGAACUUGGAUAUCCAGGUUCCAAGCAACAAUCCCAGGCACCCCUCCAUUCACCCUGACAGCCGGCACUGGACCUCACUGACGUUCGCUGUGCUGCACGGACACAUCUCUGUAGUCCAGUUGCUGCUGGAUGCCGGUGCCCACGUGGAGGGCUCAGCAGUGAAUGGUGGCGACGACAGCUAUGCAGAGACGCCUCUGCAGCUCGCCUCUGCAGCUGGGAACUACGAGCUGGUCAGCUUGUUGCUGAGCCGAGGAGCUGACCCCCUCCUCAGCAUGCUCGAAGCCAAUGGCAUGGCCACCUCCCUCCACGAGGAUAUGAACUGCUUCAGCCACUCUGCUGCCCACGGCCACAGGAAUGUCCUUAGGAAGCUCCUGACGCAGCCACAGCAAGCCAAGGCAGACGUGCUGUCCCUGGAGGAGAUCCUGGCUGAGGGCGUGGAGGAAAGUGACACAUCCAGCCAGGGCAGCGGCAGUGAGGGACCCGUGAGGCUGAGCCGGACCCGCACGAAGGCCCUGCAGGAGGCCAUGUACUACAGCGCAGAGCACGGCUACGUGGACAUCACCAUGGAGCUGCGGUCACUGGGUGUCCCCUGGAAGCUGCACGUCUGGAUCGAGUCCCUGAGGACCUCCUUCUCCCAGUCGCGGUACUCGGUGGUACAGAGCCUCCUGCGGGAUUUCGGCUCCAUCAAGGAGGAGGAGUACAAUGAGGAGCUGGUGACCGAAGGCUUGCAGCUCAUGUUCGACAUCCUCAAGACCAGCAAGAACGACUCUGUCAUCCAGCAGCUGGCUGCUAUCUUCACACGCUGCUAUGGCAGCAGCCCCAUACCCAGCAUUCCAGAGAUCCGGAAGACCCUGCCGGCCAGACUAGAUCCUCACUUUUUGAACAACAAGGAGAUGUCGGAUGUGACCUUCCUAGUGGAAGGAAAGCUGUUUUAUGCACAUAAAGUCCUGUUGGUGACAGCUUCUAACAGGUUCAAGACGCUGAUGACCAACAAAUCAGAACAAGAUGGCAACAGCAGCAAAACCAUCGAGAUCAGCGACAUGAAGUACCACAUUUUCCAGAUGAUGAUGCAGUAUCUGUACCACGGAGGGACGGAAUCCAUGGACAUCCCCACCGCCGACAUCCUGGAGCUGCUGUCGGCUGCCAGCCUGUUCCAGCUGGAUGCCCUGCAGAGGCACUGCGAGAUCUUGUGCUCCCAGACCCUCAGCGUGGACAGCGCCGUGAACACCUACAAGUAUGCCAAGAUCCAUAAUGCCCCAGAACUGGCCCUGUUCUGCGAGGGCUUCUUCCUCAAGCACAUGAAGGCCCUGCUCGAGCAGGACUCCUUCCGCCAGCUCAUCUAUGGCCGCAGCAGCAAAGUACAGGGCCUGGACCCACUGCAACACCUGCAGAGCACCCUGGCCGAGCGCGUGCACUCUGUUUACAUCACCUCCCGGGUGUGAGGCAGCUGGGGGCACAGCUGGAGGGCACGCCCAGCCCUCUCUGGGCCAGAGCUCUAGACAUCACAGGGGUGGGAAAGGCUGCAAGCAGGUGCUUCUGAGGACAUCUGGACCAGCGUGUAGCUAGGGCCUAUGGCCGCACCAGGGCCCCACUGGGCGAGGGCUGGUUGUAGGUCCUCCUGGAGCCAGGCUGACAGGGCUGUUUCCCCUUCCUUCCACAAUCAUCCUCGGGUGUCACUCUGUCCUUGGGCAGGCAGCUGUGCCUUGAGCCCACCUGUCACUGGACAGCCCUACCCUCAACCCGUUUGCACCUUGAGGGCUGCUGUGUACUCACCCCUGUAUGCCCGUUCUGUCCUGGAGGUCAGCAGCUCACCCCGAUUCACCUCUGCUCUACCAUCCCCACUCCCUGGCCCUCAGUAAGCUCAGACUCCCAACUGGGACUCAUGGGCAUCCUUAUGAAUGUAUAGAAUGUAGACUCUGGGCCCCUGGCCAUUUCAUUCAAAAGCUAGUCUUUUUCUUCAAUGUCAUGUUGGAAAGGCUGCCCAAAUCCCUAAACUUAUUCCUCAAGGCCAUGCCUUUGAAAGGUUUGAUGUGGGCCUAGGGAUCCCUGCACAGAGGGUCACUUUGGUGUCUGAACCUAGAGGGCCUCCCUUGGGGACCGCCAGCUUGCUCAGUUAGUGGUAGAAGGAUGUUCUCCAGCUGACACCUUCAGAGCAUUCAGUCUGAGCAACAGGUGCCUGGUGGCCUCAGCUUUUGUUGUUGCUGCUGGUUUUAGGGGCUAAUGUAAAGGGGUUGAUUCUGAAACCACAGGCAUAGAUGUAGGCUGCCUCUGUGGGUUCACUAAGCAGAACCCUAAAUGUCUCCUCUGGUCAAAUCUCUCAAGUGGAAGAGUCCUUUAAUUCUGACCGGGGAGCGGGACCCACACUUCUCACUGGGAACUGUGGGUCUGAGAGAGCUGAGGGACGGGGCGUUGGGAGAAGGGAAGGGCUGGGAGGAAGGGAACUUCUGCUUCCCCUCUUUUCCCUGCCUUGACAUCUGUGGGCUCUCGUGGGGUGGAGAUGCAGCAUCAGGCCUGGACACUUGUAUUUAUGGACCAGACACUGGGGGAGCGUUCUGGACAGCUUGCUCUGGGUGUAGCCUUCUUCAGCUGUCUGGCCUCACCUUAGAAACUAUUUAUUCACCAAAAGCUCUGGGCACUUCAGGCAGUGUCACUUUAGUCACCCUGAAAAGCCCCCGGGGACUUGCAAUUCUGGAAAAUAUUUUCAACUAGCUGCUUGAGCUGGAUGUACAAAGGAAUAGGCGUUAUUUUAUUGCUGUAAUAUUGUAUGAUAUUGUAACUAUAUAUUGAUGUUGUCACUUAUUGUAAAUGUACUAUGGUUUUAUUAACAAUAAACACUCAUU